GGCCGAGCGCAGCGGCUAGGACAGGCUAGGGGGCCGGACUCUGCGGCCACAAGUUCAUCUAGCAGCUGUAAAAGCACGUGCUACUGCUAGUAGGUCGGAUGUGUAGAAUAGCAGAUUCAGCGUAGGUCAGAAGUGGAUUAUAGCAAAUUUGCAUCAUAUAAUUGCUGUCAGGUCCUGUUUCUGAUUCUGGUUCUGACGUCAGAUCUUAAAUUUGAGAGAUCAGCUGUUCCCGACAAAUCCAAAAUGGAGGACGCAUCCAAUGCGUCAGAAAAUCCCAGAAGACGAUAUUGGAACUUUCUGACAGAAGAGAAAACUAGCCAGACGUUCCUCCUUCUCUCUCUUAUCCUGGGAGCAACAUGGAGUUUUACUGAAACAUUCAUCUUUAUUCAUCUAGAGACGGUCGGAUUUACUAGACAGGAUCUUGGGCAAUCAUUGGUGUUCAGCACAUUUAUAGGAAUAUUAAUGUCAAUCUGCUCGUCCAGGUUCCUAACAAAGUUUGGUUGGCAGGCAGGAAUAUCAUUAGCUUUAGUGUCCUACAGUUUACGUCUAAUUGGAUACACCUGGAUUGGGCAGAACAACUAUACCCUUCUAGCUCUACUAGAAAGUCUGAAGCCCUUGGGAAACCCUUUAAUGAUGUUGACAACGGGAUUCUUCAUGCAACACUUUAUUCAGAUUCAAGAUAUUGCAAUUUUUCAGAGUUUGUUUGGUUCUGCCUAUUUCGGCCUGGCUAAAGGAAUGGGAAGUAUUGCUGGUGGUUUAGCAAUAGGAUAUUGCGGUAGUUUCACCACGUUUCAGGUUCUUGCACUGUUAUGCUUUGCAGCAGCUUGUUUAAACUUUAUUGCACCAAGGCUUAGUGACAAGAAGAAAGAAAAAUUGCAACAGUUGUAGUAAAAUCUGUGGAUUGUGAAUUAAAAUAAUCAUAGUUAAAGGGACUGUAAAGGAAAAAUAGAAAGGGGGUACAGGAUGAAACCUGAGAAUCUCAGGAGUUGAUUGAGACCUAUAAAAGUUUUGUCAGAUGGUCCUGUCUCGAGAAAUUAUACGAAAAAAAACGUAUAUAUGUAAGGUUUUGUAAAAGAUUUGUAGUAUUAAACAGA
This is a messenger RNA of Eurytemora carolleeae, 1094 nucleotides long. RefSeq lists its product as uncharacterized. The record is from RefSeq and is a predicted model, not a curated record. NCBI's taxonomy places the organism in Eukaryota, Metazoa, Arthropoda, Copepoda, Calanoida, Temoridae. Gene Ontology annotation, cellular component: membrane. Bases 244 to 888 code for a protein of 214 amino acids. The transcript is spliced from 9 exons.